AUGAGCGAUCCAGGGGAAUGCUACUAUGCCAUUUGCGGCUCCGGGUUCCGGCGCGCCCGCUUCGCUCAUGAUGACAACGACGGCUACAACCCGGCCAGUCUCAGCGAGUCCGAUGUCGAGUGGAUGGAGAAUUUCGAUGUCGUUGGCUUUAACCCGGAUGCGAACGGCAUCUCCAAGGUCGAGCUUCACAACGUCAUGCAGGACCCGCAGCUGAUGACGGAGGACGUCGACUACCGCAAGCUGUUCCUGUGGCUGGACCACGCGACCACACCGAAGCACUGGAUGGAUGGGCCCUUCCUCGCGGUCGCGAACCGCCGCCGAAUCUGGGGUGUCUGCGAGCAGCUGGCCGACACCUACCAUGCUCGGCUGGCGAGAAAGGUCCUCGCCGACGAGCCCGAGGGCAUGGCGGAGCUGAUCUUGGAGCACGCCGACAAUCCGCAGAUACCUCUGGUCGUGUGGCCGCCGCCGUCCAAGGACGUGGAGUUUGUCUCGGUGCAGUGGGUGCGGUCGCUCGACGAGCUCACCGAAGGCUCCGCCGCCGAGUUGCACGCCUUCUUCGGUCCAGACGGCUCCAUGGUCGGAUUGGCCAUGGAACUUGGCGGGGGGCCCAUGAGGGUAUUCGGCCAGGACGACGGCGUCGAGGGGGUGCGGAGGGAGAUGGUGGAGAUCGAAGACCCGGCUGACAUCUUGGGGCUGAUCCUGCAUAUCCCCCAUGCCGUCGUUGGGCUGGAAGACGCGGAAACUUCCAUCAAGGGAGUCACGGUCCAACACAGACUGCAAGACUGGCACCUCGGCUCCACCCGCGACCCUUCCUUCAACCUCCGCCCCCUGCUCCUCGACCAAGGCAAAACAAUCGUCGGCCUGAGCACUCGCAUCAUCCGUCUGGGCCUCCUCCAAUGCACCCGCCCCCCUAGCGACGACUUCGCCCUCCUCAACACCACCACCGAUGCCUCGCACAACAACAACCCCACCCCCAUCCAGCACCGCCUCCUCUGGCGCACCACCAACACCAACCCCCCGGGCCCCAUCUGGACCAUCCCCCACCUCCGCCUCAUCCGCCUCCACGACGCCGGUGCCGUCGCUUUUCUCCCGGAAAACGACAUGCUCGCGUGCGAACCCCUCCUGUGGGCCCGAACCGCCGACGACAUCAAGUCCGUCACCCGCCUCUCCGUAACCCUCGCCAUCGCCGGCACCGUCGACGACCGCCCGCUCUGCCAGUAUUGCAACAGGGAGCAUGGCUACUACAUGCUGUGCGGCGCGGCGGCGCGGCGGCGCGGCGGCGCGACGGCGUCGAGUACGGUGGUGGAUUUCGAUGUCGAUGGCGCCGGGGGCGAGGUCGUGGACAGCGUCGAGAUGGCGUGGGGCGGGUAUGCGAGGGCAGUCAAGCUGCACACUAAUAGAGACCGCGAAGUCGUUUGGGGGGACGGAAAUGCGUGUGACUGGGUGACGCUGACAGCGCCGCCGGGGCAGACGAUUGUUGGGUUGGUGUUUGUGUUUGGGAAUAUUGGCGGUGGUGAUGUGACGGGUAUUGAGAAAUAUGCUGCCAUGACCUAUGCUGGAAUCUUGGCGUUGCCGUUGGAAUAG
Diplodia corticola is the source of this 1584-nucleotide messenger RNA. Its product is annotated as f-box domain protein. The transcript has 6 exons. Lineage: Eukaryota; Fungi; Ascomycota; Dothideomycetes; Botryosphaeriales; Botryosphaeriaceae. Bases 1 to 1584 code for a protein of 527 amino acids. The record is from RefSeq and is a predicted model, not a curated record.